Molecule: messenger RNA, 1641 nt
Organism: Oryzias latipes (Japanese medaka)
Lineage: Eukaryota; Metazoa; Chordata; Actinopteri; Beloniformes; Adrianichthyidae
Gene: prune1
Product: prune exopolyphosphatase
Cellular component (GO): cytoplasm
Molecular function (GO): exopolyphosphatase activity
Source: RefSeq, a predicted model, not a curated record
UUUCACCCACAACGUCGCGCGCGGACUCGGUUGUCAGGCAGUGGACUCGUCUGACCGGCUCUGCGCGGCCCCGAGAGAGCACCGACAACCCGAACCGGAACCGUACAGCGUCACCGCAGCCGCGUGGGCGCGGGAGAGCCGCCGCGCGGCAUCGAACGUUAGCGGGGAGCUAACGGAGCAACAUGGAGGCGUUUCUGCGGAGCAGCAGGAGCGCCAUGAGGGAGGACGUGGACCAGCCCAGUCCAGGGUUUCAUGUGGUUCUUGGGAACGAGGCCUGUGAUGUGGACUCCAUGGUGUCUGCUUUGGCCUUCGCCUAUUUCCUGUCCAAGACGGCACACAGUGACACGGUCACUCUGCCGCUGCUCAACAUCCCUCAGUCGGAGCUGGUGCUGCGUUCGGACAACGUCUUUCUGCUGCGUCAGGCCGGUUUGUCUCCAGAACUUCUGAUCUUCAGGGACCAGUUGGACCUGCGGGCUCUAGAGCGGGCUGGCCGCCUGCGGCUGACGCUGGUCGACCACAACGUCCUUCCCAGUUCCGACUCUUACCUGGAGGAGGCUGUUGUUGAGGUAAUUGACCAUCACCUCCUAGAGAGAGAACCCAACCCCACCUGUUCUGUUACCGUGGAGAUGGUGGGAUCCUGUGCUACCUUGGUAACUGAGCACAUCAUCCAGAAAGCCCCUGAGAUACUGGACCAACAGCUUGCUCAGCUGCUCUAUGCAGCCAUGGUGCUGGACUGCGUCAACAUGGAUCCUGCUGCAGGUAAAGUCACUCCUAAAGACAGUCAGUACGCCGCGGCGCUGGAGAGGCGCUUCCCCACUCUGCCACCAAGGGGAGCUCUUUUCCAGUCUCUGCAAAACGCAAAGUUUGACGUUUCAGGUCUGAACACGGAGCAGAUGAUUCUAAAGGACAUGAAGGUGGUUUCAGAAACUUUUAACGUUGCCAUCUCUGUUCUAUACAUCACCCUGGAGGAGUUUUUCCAGAGGGUGGGGCUGGAGGCGGAGCUUUCCAGUUGCUGUCAGAAGUUUGGCUUUGAUCUGUUGAUUUUGAUGACAAUCUCCUUCACUGAGAGCAGAGAACCAAUCAGAGAGCUGGCUGUCUUCAGCCAGAGCUCCAGGUGCAGAGAGCAGGUAUGCCAGUUCCUGGAGCAGAGCUGUAGCCCCGCCCUGGACCUCCGUCCAAUCAGCACUCCCCUUCCUCACAUCUCCGCUUAUCAUCAAGGAAAUAGGCUGGCAUCUCGGAAGAAGCUCCUCCCCCUGGUGAAAGCCUUUCUGAAGGAGCAGAGUGGAGACAGGUGCCCGGGCCCAGGUGAGGAGGAGGAGUCUGAUGUUCCUCCCACUCCCAUGAACAGUCUGGUGGAGGGCUGUCCUCUGAAUGAAGGUCUGCCUCAAAUCAGCGCUCAAGACCUGCAGGAAAAGUUCAGCAAGCUGGAGGGUGUUGACCUUUGACCUGUCAGAAGGUUAGUGAGGGCUGCGGUGAAGUUUGUCUUGUCACAAACAGAUGCUUCAGAAAGAAAACGAUGACAAUCACAGACCUUCUGACCUUUACUCACGCAUGAGCAGACAGUCGAGUUUCACAUCGAUAGAAGAGACUGAGGUUUGAACUUCACUAAGAUUCUCUGUCAAAUAAACAAGAACCAAAUCA